UCAUAGGUGGCGCUGUGGGGACUGCCUGUAGCUAAGACGGCUUGCCAGUCAACUCAUCAACCUUCCUCACCUGCACAGCGUUGUGGCACUUUACGAAAAGUUUGCUUCAUGCACAACUCAUAACUAACUAAUUGACGUGCUAAUGACGUCUCGAAGCUGACCGACGAAGAGAAGUCAGUCGGUCAGUUUCGUUGGGCGUCGUGAUUUUUGGUCCCGCUGCUCGCAUGGACGUCUUCGAGGAGACGGCGGCGGCGUUCGCGCGCCAUGACGGCAGAACACAAGCGAACAACGCGGACGUUUGCGAGCAGCUGCCUCGAGCCUCCGUGUUGGUGCCUCUGUUCGUGAGGAACGGCAAGAUGCACACGCUCAUGACCCAUCGCUCGGCACUGCUGAGAACCAGCGCGGGCGAGGUUUGCUUUCCUGGCGGCAAGCGAGACCCCGGCGACAAGGACGAGGUGCACACCGCCUUGAGGGAGGCCCACGAGGAGAUCGGUCUACUUCCGAGCGACGUUCACGUCAUCUGCACGCUGCAACCCGUUAUCUCGAAGAACGUUCUCCUGGUGACUCCGGUGGUGGGCUUCAUCCCAGAAUCCUUCCGAGCUCGUCCCAACCCGGCCGAGGUCAGCGCCGCGUUCGCGGUCCCGUUGGACCUGUUCGUCGGACCCGCCGCUGCCGAGGCCGCGCCGUCGCUCUCCUUUGACUUUGUGGAGCCCGACACGGGAGCCGCGUACCGCAUUUGGGGUCUGACGGCCGCGGUGGCCUUAACGGUCGCGCUCGUCGCUCUCAAGACGAAAGCCGAGCGUCACGCGGCGGCGUUUGACGCCGACGGCUUGAUGCGCAGCCUCGGGCGGAGGUUGCGGCAAAGAAUGACGACGCUCAGUAAACUGUGAAUUGUCAUUUCCUGCGAUGACAAAAUGAACGUUUGCAUGUGUACAAAAGAAUCAUUUUUAUUACAAUAUUGUAUUUAAUGUAAAUGUGAGUUUGUAAUCAAGAUAAUACAAAGUAAUAUUAAAGGUGGUGAUUUUUCAAAAAG
Messenger RNA from Syngnathoides biaculeatus (alligator pipefish), 1033 nucleotides. RefSeq names its product nudix (nucleoside diphosphate linked moiety X)-type motif 7 (gene nudt7). The transcript is spliced from 3 exons. Gene Ontology annotation, biological process: coenzyme A catabolic process. Gene Ontology annotation, molecular function: coenzyme A diphosphatase activity; acetyl-CoA hydrolase activity. NCBI's taxonomy places the organism in Eukaryota, Metazoa, Chordata, Actinopteri, Syngnathiformes, Syngnathidae. The record is from RefSeq and is a predicted model, not a curated record. Bases 225 to 890 code for a protein of 221 amino acids.